Molecule: messenger RNA, 411 nt
Organism: Acanthocheilonema viteae
Lineage: Eukaryota; Metazoa; Nematoda; Chromadorea; Rhabditida; Onchocercidae
Source: the annotation of a GenBank genome assembly
AUGAAAAAAUUGGAAUUAAUAAACGUGAAAAAAGAAAUAGCGUGCUUUGUUUGCUCACGGAAUCUUCACUUGACAAACAUCGCUGCAUUACGCUGCGGUCAUACAUUUCACCCUCAAUGCAUUUCACCGCUCGUUAAGAUUGAUAAGAAAUGCCCGAUGUGUAAGAAGGAAGCUGAAGAAGAUAGCAUUAUUCCACGUCUAUUUGUUGAGAUCAAAGAAAAAGACGACGAUAGUUCAAACAUCAAUGAUACAGAAGAAAGGGAAAUGUCAACUGAGAUUUUGGAUGCUUUAGAUGAAAUGGAAGUACAAAUCAGACUCAUUUAUGUGCAGAUUAAGCAUAACAUAGCACUAAUGGAAAUGUUGAAGAAAAGAAUAGAAAGUUGUUUUGAAAUUUGGAGAUGGACACUGUGA